Molecule: messenger RNA, 701 nt
Organism: Aphanomyces astaci
Lineage: Eukaryota; Oomycota; Saprolegniomycetes; Saprolegniales; Verrucalvaceae
Exons: 3
Coding region: 244-600 (118 amino acids)
Source: RefSeq, a predicted model, not a curated record
CAACCCAAGGUCUACAACAAGGGGGUCGCCUCGAGAGACCCGGCUCCAGCAGAAGCUGCGUCCACGACCAUCCCUCGACGAAUGAUACAAAAAUUCGACUUGGUCAAACCACACCGAAGAAACUGUAGCCCCUCCAGGCGUUUUUCAGCGGAUCGUUUCCUUGGCAAGUCGGCCCGGCCACGUCCGUCACCAUCGCCGCCAACUUGUACAACGACGCCACCUUAACCAAAGUGCAACGGUACUAUGGCGUGGCAUACAUCGAUCGCAACCACCGCAUUGUCAUCGAUCGGAUCAAUGCCAUUAUUCAUGCACACAACAAUUUGGCUUGACGACAUCCAAGCCCCGUGCCCGUCCCUCGUUCCAUCUUCCCUGGUCAAUGCCACCACAUUCGAGAAAUGGGCUUCCCCUCGCCGAGGAAUUUGUGUGGAUCGUUCAAAAACACAACGAAAACGGCAAUGUCCACGUGUACCAAACCAUGCAGCAAGGAAAACAUCCUGUUUCUCUGGUCGCCACUUCUGUGCGCGUUGGCUUGCAACUAGACCCGUGCGUGGUAGAGUGGGAUCGAACCAUAGCCAGAGGAUGCGAGUCCAGAGGAGCUGAGCCCGAGGACAUGGCCAUCAGUCGCCUGGCAGAAGGGACCCACGAGCACUUGCAUGACUUUGUAGCCUCAACACGUUGUUCAUCGUAAACAUGGCCGCAAU